UUAUUUUUAAAAGGAUCUUUAUUAUCCGAUGUUUUGACGAUAAAGCCAGACCUGAUAGAACAAAUGGCGCUGCUCCUGGACAGGGAAAUGAGGCUAAUACCCAACUGGAAGCACCUUUCCAAUGAGCUGAAAGUGGACGUAAAUGUAAUCAACCGCUUGAAGCAUUAUGCUGACUUCAGUCCAACCAUUCGACUUUUUGAACAUCUAGAGGAUGUGCAGCCAGACCUGACCAUUCAACAACUGAAACAGGCGUUUUUGGAAAUCGGGAGGAACGACUUGUUUAGUCGUUUUACAAGAACAGGUUUGCCUGUCUAAUUUCAGCAUUGUUUUAACCCCCUGAACCACUCGAAACCACCCGUAGGAAUCCCUCAGGGGGGUACUCCGGAUUUCAAGUAACGGGGACAGGGUUUGAUAUUUUCGAUUCCCGAAUAUUUUUAGGUAGUAAAAUUUGGUAAGUAUUUUUUUGGGUGGCCUGAUUUAAGCAGGGAUUUUCUUGGCCAUUCAGAACAUGAUAGUGCCCACGUAUCCAGACAGCGUAGUUUUGCGAUUUAAGUACAUCCAAAUUUGUUUUCCUUUCUCGAGAUUUUUAAGGCUCAGAAAUUCGGCAUGGGAUUUUUUGGGGUUUUGAUAUUUGGCCCCAUUCGAUCAUCUCUGUCACUUAAAAUCUGAAGUACCCCCCCCUGGGAAAAAUCCUCGUCCCUUCUACCGAUUGUGACGUCAUCAGUUGUAAUGGUCAAGUAGUAAAGAGAUCUUUUAAACCACACCAAAAUGAGCACGAAUUAGUCAAGGACACCGGAGAAAAAGGCAAAACCUCACGUAACUUUGACCUGAAACUUUCCAUAAAAAUCUUGUUCCACUACCCACAUCCUUUCAUUUAAUCCCAAAGUUCUAAAAGCUUUUCCUACCAAAAUGAAGCCUCCCAAGACCAGCAAAAUUUUAAAAAAAUGAGGCUACAAAAAGCGAAAAAAGUGGGGAGGAGAGAAAGAGAAAAGUAAAAUUCAAGACUGCUGCGUCACUUUUAAAUCCAAGAAUCUCGAAAUUUUGCUUUCUGUGCAUGCCUGAACUUGGCAAGCUAAUAUUUUGCACCUGGAUCAGGGCCACAAAGUGUACGACCUGUAAACGGCUUUGUGGUAAAGUUUAGCUCUUUACAGCACGACAGUGACCAGACACCGCUCGACUAGCUUCAAAACGCGCGUUUUCGGCAAAAUUUCCAGGGGGCGAAUGGGUUAAACUAACUCUAUGUUAUAUGCCACAUAGAUGGUCAUUUUUACUUAUACUCGUUACUUGACUAUUUAGUUUUCUGAUUUAUUAACGGAACGUCCAAGGGCAUGGUAACCUCCAAUACUAUAGAAACUGGAAACCUAUCGAUGCAAAGGCACGCCCGCUUGCCCGCGGGAGGCAACAUAGGGGAGACUCAAUGGGGAAAGGAGUCCCAGACAUGUAACUUGAGUUUGUGUUGGCGUGAAAUUAACCACUUUAGGGGAAACCAAUGGAGGAACUCCAGUAAAAAUUUAGAUAGAAGUUUCUUGUGUUUGAAUUACGACAAACGCUUUCGAAAAUAAACUUUUAAGGAUUUGCCAUCAGCUUAGACACGCUUUUGGUCACGUUCCAGGACCAAUCUUAUUUUAUACUGUCGGGGGUAGAAGCGGAAUCAUUUGAAUCUUGAUAUUCAUAAUUCCUGCCGUUUUUGCCUCAAUGAUUCAUGAUUCCUACAAGAAUUUUCUUCCAGAUUCAUUAUUCACGAAGACUUUUGAUCAUCUAUUGACUUAACGAUUUUUCUCAGUGGCAACUUAGUCUCCUUUUGUAUGGUUUCUUCGGCGUUCAAACUUCUACUUCAUCCGGACUCGGUAUCAUCAUUUGGUUGGUCUAGGUAUAGAGUUUCUUUGGGUAACUGAACAUUAAGCACCAGGUUACUGGAGAAACAAGCGGAGUAUCAGCCCCGAUUACACGAAUUAUAUAGGGGGUCCGGGGGCAUGCUCCCCGGGAAAAAUUUUGAAAAACUGGACUCUCUGAAACGCCAUAUCCUGCAUUCCCUGGACCGAACGCAACUAAUUUAUACGUGUAUUUUGUGGAGCUUUUCUCAGAGUCUCGUUAUUCAUGAUUGCCGAACCGAAGUGCAAAAGAUUCAUGAUUCCCUAGUUUUUGAAAGAAAGAUUCAUGAUUCUUACAUAUUUUGUAAGUAUGAUUCAUGAUUUCGCUUCCACUCCCGACAUACUGGUCAAAGUUUUGACAGGUGAAUUCAUGCGUAAAAACUAUGCAUCAUCUUGUUUACUGUCAGGUGAACUGAAGCUUUUUGUAAUCGUAAGUUUUUUACUUUUCGUGUACUUCUGUGGCGCCGCUACAAAAUGAAUUCUUCUGUGAAACAAAGCUGGUGUGAUGGUUUGUUUAUUUGGUUUUUGGUUGAGGGAAACGUCGCAUUAAGUCAACGAGAAUCAAUGAUUCCAGGCGUUCAAGAGCUUAGACGUUUCUGACCUCACUUUUUGCGUUUUGAAUUCUCAGGUUGGCGUGUGUAUUUAUCUAUCUUUAUAUCAAGGCAUGUGUUUUACCAAAACAAGGCCAUCACUUUGCGCGAGCUCUGCUUGCAUUUUCGGUUACGAUACUUUCGGAUAAGGAACAGAUUAAUAUAGAAAUAAACAACUGUGUUGGAUAAUUCUGGCCACGGUUGUGGCAGGUUUAAUGAAAUCAAAGCUAACAGAAUCACAACACAGCGAUGUAUGUAAACCGAUUAACCUACUGAAUAAAUAAUGGAGUGACAAAAAUCCGCCCCGACCUACACAACUAAAUGAGAAAAUAUGAAAUACCGUUAAGAAUAAUAACCCGCAGGUACGUGAAAGGGGAGUAGGGGAGAAAGAUCUUGUUCGUAAUCUGACCGAGUAGAUGACGAGGGACAGAGGGAAGAAUUACUGGGGAACUUACCACAAUAUACUUACUUAGCCAUGGCACCGCCCUAUAAAUUCAUUGGCUAGAUUUGCAGUACCUGGUACAGCCUGACAAUGUGAGCAACCUUUCCUUGACAUAAAUUACAUUAUGCCUGGCAUAAUGUCUCGUUAUUUAUGUAUUUUUAUUGGUUUUACUUGAGAGUGAAGUCGGGCAAAAAAAAGCGUAAUUUUGCCCGACUUCACUCUCAAGUAAAACCAAUAAAUAACGAUAAUGAAUGUUUUCAAGAUUUGAGACGAUGUAUUUCCUCGCUUUAUGGGGUUUAAAAGUUAAAACACACAAACUUAAACGUAGUGGUAAUAGAACUGAGUGGAGUACAAUUCAAGGAGUAAUCAGGCGAGUAAUUAUGAUUAAUUAGGGCUGGAAUAUAUAUCAACGUACAAAGUUCUUAUUAAAUCAGUUUAUAGCUUCCAAGGCAAAAACAUGGCUUACAACGUUUCGAGAAACUAUCGGAAUAUGGAGCUCCAUCUGCACGAACCAUUUCAAAGACAUUUAAAAAGUUUAAUAUGUCAAACUAAAUUUGUCAAACUGAAGUUGGAAAACUUGCUCAUUGAAGUGUUUUUUCUUGGUUUUAAUUUGCCACCGUGUACCUAUUUGUUAAAUCUCAAUGGCCAGCAACAUUUGAGGCUUUUCAUUGGCGGUUUACUAUAUAAGAGAGUUAACGUUUAUUUAACGAACGACUCGUAGCUUAACCUUUGUUAGCCUGCAUGAAUGCGCUACACAACACUUUCCGCGCAGUUUUUGUAGACUAUGAAUAAAGUAUAUAGUCAUUAGAAGGGGAAAUGAACUGCAUUUUUACUGUCCUAUGUAUGUGCUAAGAAGGAAAAAAAACAUUAACUUAUAGUAACUCUAAACAACCCAACCCCUUUAAAAAUUAUUGCUUUUAUUAGAAAUAUAUAAACGGACGCUUCGCUUUUAGACCCUUUUAGGCCUGGCUAAAUCUAUAUAUAUUGAAUAUUUGGCAUAACAGGAUUUUUAUGUUUCAUGCCGAUUCACGUGUACUAUCAUAAGCUUCAAGUCACGUUGCGUCUUAUCUCUUACGAAAGAAUAUGCCAUAAGUAUAACCUCAGAUAACAAGAAGGCAUGAAAACAUAAAUAUAUAUAUUAGCACAGAGAGAAAGUGACCUUAGGACAAGAUAUUUACUCUUUACUUUGUUGUUAUACAAUUCAGCUAAUAUAAUUCUUGAUUACCUUAAAAAAACUUGAGGCAGGCGGAGGAAAUAUAGCCCUUAAAGAUAAGUAAGAAAAGCGCAAUAAGUAGAAUAGUGUAGUAUGUAGUGUUUUCAUUUUUCUCGUUUUCUACUUUCCGUUCUCCUCGCGCCUUGUUUUGUACCUGACUCACCUCCGCCAAAAUCGCCAGUCUCCAAAGGGGCCGGGACGUUUUUCGCCAUUAUCGCCAGCCCUCUGGCGAUUUUUGCCAAAAUUGCUAGUCUCCAAGGUGUUAUAUUAUGCUAAUGAACGUUUCGUUAUAUUUCAUGAAUAUUACAUGAUUUCAACUUUAGAGUUUUGAACCUCGUGCUUUUCACAGCAGCCAUGUUUGUUUCUUAAGCUGUAUUUCGAGCUAGUCUUCUAAACAAAGUAAUUACGGAAAUAUAACAUGGCGACCACGACGUGAUGAGAAACCUUCUGAGGCAAUUCUGCGUGUGACGAUCGUCUCGUUUACAGCUUCAAGAUUUCACACGAUCGAGGACCGGACGUCAGCACUAUUCCUCCGAACAGAUCACCUACUCAUCAAUCCAUAGUAGAGGCUCUGCAAAGCUCUUAGGGAAAAUCUCUUCGAACACUUCAGGCGAGUGGUUGUAAACAAACUUGCCGAAUUUUGACCUACUUUUUAUCGCAUCAAAAAGUGGCUACUGGACUAAAACACUUGAUGAACAGAGUGAACUUCUCACUGCAUUUAACACACCCUUUAAGAAAUACUGCUUUGUGCGCUUACCCUUUGGGCUCUCAGCGUCAUCUGAAAUCUUCUGUAAAGAAAUGGAUCAGGUUCUUUCUGGUGUCCCUGGCACAUUUCCCUAUGCAGAUGAUGUUAAAGUGCAAGGGUCCACAAAAGAACGUCACGAUAUUCACCUGUUGGAAACGGUUGAGCGAGUAUGCAAAGCAGGGCUGAAAUUUAAACCAAAUAAGUGCUGCAUCAAGAAAUUGAGUGCUUUGGACGUAUCAUUACUCCACAGCGCGUAAAACCGUGUCCAAAGAAAGUCAAGAGCAUUGCAAUGCUAGCUGCUCCUAAAGAUAAGCAAGAGCUACAAAGCCUCCUUGGUACAAUGAAUUUCAUGUCAACAGGAACUAGACACCAUCAAGAAUGAGAUUGCUAAUGCUGUUCAGCUCACUCACUAUGAACCCAACAAGUCAGCCGUUAUUGAAAACGAUGCAUCUCUGAAAGGCCUUGGUGCCGUUCUUAUCCAAGAGUGCAAACCUGUACGUUUUCUCAGUAAGGCACUUACUCCUGCUGAAGCUAACUACUCCAACAUAGAACGGGAACUGUUGGCAGUCUUGUUUGCCUGCGAGAAACUGCACACAUACACUUUUGGGCGGAAAAUCACCGUAGACACUGAUCACAAACCCCUACAGAACAUCCUUCUGAAACCAAUUAGCCUCGCUCCAGCCAGAUUGCAGAGGAUGUUGUUACGUCUCUCCAAAUACGACAUCCAAGUGGUGUACGUUGGAUCCAAGAGUGUGCUUCUUGCUGAUACACUCUCUCGUCUUGUUGAACAAGGCAGCGCCAGAGAAAUCCCUGGUUUAGACGUCAGCAUUGCACAAGUCCUGAAAAUGGAACCAACCCGACUCGAAUCCCUGCAAGAGGAUACAAAAGCCGACCCCACUUUGGCUGAACUUACAGAUCUAAUCCUCACUGGUUGGCCCAAUAACAUGCAGGAUAUACCAGAGCAUCUGCAUCCAUACUGGUGUUUCCGUGAUGAAUUGACAAUUCUUGACGGACUCAUAAUGAAAGGCAAUAGAGUUGUUAUUCCUACAAGUAUGAGAUCUGCAACUCUCAAUCGCCUACAUGACGCACACCAAGGUCUUACUUCAAUGCUUCGACGUACAAGACGCACUGUCUAUUGGCCAAAACUACAGGACGACAUCACAGACAUGGUUCACAAGUGUGAUGAAGAAGAAGCCCAGACCUCCAGAAGACAGAUCUCAGCGACACGUCCAAUGGAAAUCCUGGUCAUGGAUUUGGUUGACUUUCGAGGUAAACAUGCCUUAGUGACAGUUGAUUACUUCUCUGGCUUUCUCACCUAUGACACCCUUGAGAGCGAGACAACAGAAACUGUCACAAAAGUGUUGAACAAUAUCUUCAGGAAGUUUGGACUGCCUGAGAAGAUCAUUUCUGACAAUGGCCCAUGCUUUAGAUCUAACAACUUCCGACGCUUUUGUGACCAGCUUGAUACUAGGCACGUAACAUCCAGCCCAUACUACCAUCAAAGCAAUGGAAGAGCAGAAAGGGCAGUUGCUACAAUCGAACAGAUCCUGAAGAAGAGUGCCAGCGACAUGGACAUCACCAAAGCUCUGACAUCUUACCUUGACACUCCUGUGAGUGACACUCUACCAUCACCUGCUGAACUGUUCCAUAAUAGGCGAAUCAACCCCCGUCUCAGCAUGGCUAUGACACCAGCGCCUCUAACUGAUCAACAGAAGACCCACCUUAGCGACAAGCGCUCAGCACAUCUGAAGUCAUCGAAGCAGGACAACAAUAUCUACCUGCCAAGUCAGGCCAUCUGGUUUACUGAUGACAGUUCAGAUGAGUGGAAACCAGGAUACACUGAAGCCAAAGAUAUCACACCAGACUCGUAUUGGAUCACCAGUGGCAAGAACAAUAGAAGGUUCCGACGUAACAAACAUGACAUUAAGCCACGCUACAUUACUAUCACACAGCAGCGACCCAUGCCAAAGGUACCUGUAAGAUACCCGGCUCACCUGUCAGAUGAUGAUGCAGCCUCAGCAAUCCCUGAAGUGCAAGAACCAGUAAGCCCGUCAGCAGAUACACCGACUACUUUUGGAAAAUCACCCCCUGCCAGUAACAACCAGAACACAGCAACUCCAACGAACAAUCCUGAUGUUGGAAAGAUCAGAACACCAGCAGACCUAACACCAAUGCUAACCAGAUCACCCUCUGGGCGUCUAAUCAAGCCCACCAGGAAUCCAGACUUUGUAUAUAAUCCUGUUUAACUUUACCAGACAUUUGUGGACUGUUUGAAACCACAAAGACUGUUUCGGUUCGGUUUCAUGUGAACACUUUGACAUUUUGGUUUUAAAACCAUCUUAAAAGGGGACACGUUAUAUUAUGCUAAUGAACGUUUCGUUAUUUUUCAUGACUUUUACAUGAUGUCAACUUUAGAGUUUUGAACCUCGUGCUUUUCACAGCAGCCAUGUUUGUUUCUUAAGCUGUAAGUCGAGCUAGUCUUCUAAACAAAGUAAUUACGGAAAUAAUACAAGGGGCCACUUCUGGCAUCCAACUCAAAUCGUCAGGGGCUGGCGAGUUUUCGCCAUUUUCGCCAUUGCAUGCAUUUCUGGCGAGGUUGACUUUCUAUCAUGAGAAUUUGUUUAUUGGGCGAGAAACAAAUGUCCCUCGUCCGCAUUAAUGGGUUUGAAUUUAGAGGACAUGUAAAGGCUUCCCCAGGGACAAAGAAAGCUGUCCGUGUCCGUAAUAAGUGGGUGUCCGAAAGUGUGGUUCAACCGUAAUUAACAAAAUUUCAAAUUUUAUCCUUUUUCUGCAGCUGCCGUCAGCGACUCUGAGUUGGUUAGUGAGGCAAUCACACCACGACAUCCAGUAGCUCGUUCACCCAAUGGCAGUCUUUUAGAUGAAAUAGCUUUGAAACUCGAUGUACAGUCAAUGACUUUAGCAAACUGGAGCAGCUUGGCGUUAAAGCUUGGAGUGCCGAGAAACACUUUUAAACUGUUUGAAAGACGUUCAACACAGAGCCCAACCAACCAAUUGUUCGAGUAUUUAGGAAGCACUUGUCCACAUAUGACUGUAAAGACUGUAGAGGAAGCACUGACGAAAAUGGAAAGGAAAGACUUGCUUGCAAUUUUACACGAAAAAAUCCCUCAAGGUAAGUCAAACAGCUUUCUUAGAGGACAAUAAAUAACAACGAUUUUCCAUCAUGUUGACAUGUGACGCUAUUCGGCAAAGAAAAAGAAUGUCUACAAUACUUAUAGCGAAUGUUGCGAACUUGACUCAUUUUGUCUUGUUAACAUUUUAAUUCAAAACAUUAGUUAAAGUUUAUUGUGUAUUUUAAAUAGAUAUAUUAUUUAUGAUGAGGAUAUCUAUUUGCCGAGUUAGGAUUCGAGUUAGGAUUUCGAGUUGGAUUUUUCAAGUUAUAAGUACUGGGGUAGGGACCGGCUAGUCCGUUUUUUGUGGAUUUAAUCUACUUUUUGAGUAGCAUAAAUUAACGCCGAUGACGUCGUACAUCUCAUUAAGAUAGGAUGAUAUCAUAGUUUAUUUCCAGUUGGUAAGGAACAAGUGACUUCAGAAUACCCUAGGGGUUGACGUCAUCAAAAAUGUUGAGAUCAUAAGUGAUAUCAUAUCCCUCCUUGAUCAUAAUGAUAUCUUGGUUUAUUUAAAUUGUAUGUCAUAUCCUUAUUUGGGUAUCAUAAUGGUCAAUCCCGCAAUAGAAACUUCUACGUCCGGUGGGUCAUGGUGGAUCGUGUGGAUCCACCGAUGGGGUGACGUCGUAGAUAAUAAUAGGCCAAUUGAGCCUGGGUUAUGACGUCGGAGACGCAAAGGAUGGGUUGUGUUCGAAUAUAAACAAAGCUCUGACUCAAAAUGGAGCUUAUACUCUUUAUUUCAAUCAUGAUUGGCCAUUAACAAAACCGUUCUCUCUAGUCUUAGUGUUUUGUGAGCAUCUGACCUUUUCGCUUUCUCGUGAAUUACGUGUGUUCUCAAUAAAUAAUCCUUCCGUGCCUACACAUUUUCCCUAUAGAGAUCCCUAUAGUCUAACUGAGCCAACUGUUAGACUUCCUUUGUUUGUUGCGGUUUGGCGUUUUCUUUGUACAGUGGAACCCCGUUAAUGCGACCACCGUUGGGCCAUAAAAUCCUGGUCGUAAUAACGAGGUGGUCGCAUUAACGGGGUCUUCAAAAUAAUAAAAUGACUCAAUGGUUUUUACGUUUGGUUUGAAAGAAUAUGGCCGUCAUAACGAGGUUGUCUUAUAAACGGGGUGGUCGUAAGGCGGGGUCCCACUGUAGAUCAAAAAAGGCUAAUCCUAACUCGAAUCCUAACUCGAAAUCCUAACUUGGUAGUUAGUGUAUCUCAUUUAAGAUUAGAUUACCAUUUUAGGCUACAGUAAGCACAAACUUAGCACAAUAAUCAUGUUGCACUAUACAUACAUACAUACACAUACAUACACACAUACACACAUACAUACAUACACACAUACAGACAGACAGACAGACAUAAUUUGUAAUAAGGUGUUUAGACGACCACCUUUCAAAACAAUAAAAAAGAUAAGAGGUUUUAUAGCUUUCAGCUUUGACUAACAGAGACAUUUUGUAACAUGUACAUUCCAUUGCGUGACAAAUUUGCUCGCCCAUUGACAGCAAAAACUUCGUCGGGAAGAGAGAGAGGUUGCUCUGCUGGCUGUGUAAACCAACAGAAAUAGAAUCCUCAGAAACCUGAGCUAGAGAGUUGUUGAAAAACCCCCAAUAACAACAACGUCGUCGGUCCCCCUUGGCCGCCGAACACACAGAAGUAUGUGAAAUACAGUAACGUAUAUUUCAGACAGCAUUUUUAAAAGACACUGCUCUUGAAGGGUCUAUCUGAGCAACACUUUAUUCGCUGGAUGAAGAUUGCAGUGCUAAAACAAAUUAAAACAACACACCAGGAGCUGAACAGACACAGUAAAACAAAUGAGUGAAGGAAAAAUGAAAAGAAACAACGAUAUAAACAGUCUGACCUCUGAUGAUAAACUUGUGAGCACACAAAAUACCAAGGCCGGAUUGUCCUCUUAGGGGAACUUACGCCCACGGUUACAAAAAGCCUGUCAAGGGAUGUAUACUAGUCGCUUUUGUAACUAACAGGGAAGUUACUGAACUCGGAUACGGAGAGGUAAUUUUUAUGCGAGAUUCUGGUCUUAUAGGGGGCAUUGAAUGUGGUUGGAAGAAGAAGAAAAUAACCACCCCCGUCCCCCCAAGUCGAACCCAGAGUUCGUAAGGGGUCUAUGCUAGAUAUUGCAUUUACUACUGUCAGCCUGUAACCCAUAAGAGCUCCUGCCUGCUGUUAUUUUACGAAACGUUUGGAAUGUUUUCUGAAAACGCGUUCUAAGUGUGGUGGAGGUUACUACCGGUGCAAACUUGUAAUUGGAUGCGCAGGGUUUUUAACAACAAGAAGCUUAUCUGAUUUGGAAAAAAAGGGGGUAAAUGCUUCCAUGUUUCCACCAUAAUGGUGAAUGAAUUGCCCCGUAAAUGAAGCAAAAGGAACGCCUUAGAAGUUUAACCGGUGUGAAGGUGUGGAAUCGACAAUAUGAGGGAGAGCAAUAUCACUCAUCCGUGCGUUUUUUUCUUAUGGAUAUAUGAUUCACAAGGACAAGCGUGGCUGUGCAGCUCAUGCUGAGGUAUCCGGUGGCAGCUGAACAUUAACCUGCAUAAAAGGCGUUAUUUUUUCGCAUUUUUCAGGCAAACCGAGCGCAGCGGCGCAAUACAGUCACGAUGGGGGAAGGUGCCUCUCGAAAAAUGCAGAAAAUAAAAUGUGAUAACUGUUAUGCAGGCUAGACACGUAAGCUGGGCCUCGGCCUUUUCGUUCACAUGGAGUAAUGGCAGCAAAUGAUCGGAAGAGGCCAGGAAGCGGGAGCCUACAAAUUUCACUCGGCGGGAGGGGUAAUUUCCAUUCUCGUACUCCUCUUCUUCAUCUCGCUUAAAGGAUUUCGGAGAAGAGAACCCUGCUCACUUUUCUGUGUUCCUUUCUUCUGGAGGUAAAAUGUUCUGUACUGAUCAUUUUAAUUUUCAAAUUAUGCGAAAUUGAAUUUUCAAUCAAAAGAUUUGAGAGUGGAAAAUACUUUUUAUUAGUUUGCCUGAACGGAUCGUGCUUUGCUCUCGGCUGAACAUAUCCCCACCUUUCACCUCCUAAAAUAAAACCUCUUGUUUAGUCACUGACGGCGUAUGUUUGCGCGAAGUUUGCUCGACGAGAAAUACAUUCAUAUACUAAUAGCAGACAAAUGGAAGUCAAAUAGAUGAACUGGAAAACACAAUGGUGAGUUUAAAUUGUAAAUUGUUUGCCGCAAUCCCUUAGAACGAGGGCAAAUUGAAACCCAAAAUUUAAAAAUGUACCGCGCUGGGGCCCGUGCUGCAACGCUUGUCUCUCAUCGAUUUUACUUUUACAGUGGAACCCCGCCUUACGACCACCCCGUUUAUAAGAUCACCUCGUUAUUACGGCCAUAUUCUUUCAAACCAAACGUAAAAGCCAUUGAGUCAUUUUAUUAUUUUGAAGACCCCGUUAAUGCGACCACCUCGUUAUUACGAACUGGAUUUUAUGGCCCAAUGGCGGUCGCAUUAACGGGGUUCCAUUGUACGACUUUUUCGCGCUGCCCGUGUAAUCAGAUAACAGCAUAAAUUUUCUAAUAUCAUUUGUUCUUCGAUAAGCGGUUUUAAGUCAUUUCAUAGGCUUCCUGACGAGGUUUUUGCUUUAAAGGGGUGACGGAAUUUGUCACGCAAUGUAAUGUUGCAAAAUGUCUCUGUAAAUUAGCCUGCGUCUACUCCCUUUUUUUGGAACUCGGCUCCGCCGCCAAAACUUUAAUCUCGCACCCACACAAUAUCGUCAGCUACGCAGGCUACUGUAAAUCAAAGCUGAAAGCUAUAACGUAGCCUCCCAGGCAGACGCUUUUAGGGUAGCUCGUUUUUGGUUUGUGGGGAGGGAUGAAAAACGAGCUCCCCUAAAAAUGCCUGCGUGGGAGGCUAGCUAUAACACCACUCACAAUUUCUUUGUUUUGGAAGAUGGUCGUUCAAACAGCUUAUUACAAACUUAUAAACUUUUAGUAUUAAAAGACAUAUAGGCUUUUAAAAAUAAAAUCCGUGUUGUGGAACCAACCGAAGUUAAAAGGGUUGUUUUGAUUGGUUUGGUUGUUUAUUAAGUCGGUGUUGACGCAUUUUUAGCACUUAUCGGUAUAAUGAGUUGAAAAAUCAAAAGGUAGCAGUUACAUAGGUGUAUAUUAUCUGAUAUUCAAGCGCUAAGAAACAUGUGGAAGGUUUUCCAGGGCAACUUUAUGGUAUGGAGGGAAACAUUUUGCUCCGUAAAUUGAUUUCGGUGCCAAAAUAGCCUUCACGUUUCCGUGUCUCUACGGGACACUUUCAGCGGGCCGCGGAAAAUUUCUCACACAACAAAGUAUAAAGGAUGUGCUCUUAGACCAUUAUAGUUUUGGCCUCAAAUGUCAUAUACCAGUGGGCUUUUCUUGGUGUAGAAGUUAGCGAAAAUUAGCCUGGUCGCUCAAGCGCUUCAAGUUGGGUAACUGAAACGGCCAUAAAUAAGCCUAAUUUGACAGCUUUUCGAAAAUAAUCUAGUGUUUUAGAAAGAGCAAGUGAAGUGCUAUGACAUAUAAAAAGUAUAUUGCUAUAUGUUAACGCGUUUACCAGCACGAGCGACAAGAAAAUGCAUCAUUUUUGACAAUUUUCAAACUUUCCUCGAUUUUGAAAAAACUCAAACGCUCUACGAUCUUUUAAUUGUAUUUUGGAACAUAACUCACUAAAGGCCUUAUUUGGGCAAAAUAUGAAGAAAUUUUGAAAGUGGCGCCGGAUUUUCGAUAUUUACAGAAACUGGCUCUUAAGUGCUUAAAUUGGCCUUUCUUCCAUAUUUCACAGUGUUUCCUGCAAAAAAGUAGCCAAAUCCUUCCCCCCGCCCCCCCAAGGAAGAUCAUGGGAGCAAGAUAAAAGUAGCCGGGCUGCUCGGUCAGGGGUUUCUAGAGAAAAUUCAGAAUGGUGGACGAAGAUUCGCUCCACUGACUUUAGUGUCUCGGGUGAAGAUGGUCAUUCAACAAUUUUAUUGGCUCUUUACAUUUUGUGGUUUUAAUUGAGGACAAAGUCAUUUAGCAACGCUGGUUACGCUACAAAAUGGCGCAAAAAUGCUCAGAAAUCUUACCUUUGUUGUACAAUUUUCAUAUUUUAGCAUCGGAGCAAAAACAGUUUUUAAGUUUUCGAGCAGCUUUUGACCAACUUUCGUCACAAAAAGCAACUUUUGAUUGUUUUUUGAGCAACGUUUGAGCAACUUUUUGAGAAAUUCCAGGAAACUUUUUGGAUAAUCUCGAGCAACUUGUCGAAAGCCCCAGUCCACGUUAACAACUUGGCUUUGUUGUGAAAGGUAGCUUCCAAACCAGUCGCACGUAGCACUGGACACACCUAUACUCUGAAGCUUUGACAGGAUCAAAUCGCAACGUACGCUAUCGAACGCCUUAGACAUGCCUAAAAGGACUACUACGGAUACCUUUUGUCGUCCAUGUUCUUAAGGAUUUCAUCUGUGAAAUGAAGUAAACCAGUUUCGGUUGAGUGGAAUCUCCUUUUACCACUUUGUAGUUUUGAAAGUUUUUCAUUUUGGUCUGGAAAAAUAACCAAAAAAAAAAUUUUUAAAACAUUAACUCUCUCCCUCCCUCCAAAAAACAGUUGUCAUAUAUCCCCAAGGUGGCCGCUUUGGAGAGGUUCAACUGUAGUUAUUAACAACACUAUUGUAUUUGCUUUAUCGGGGUGAAAUCUUCAUAAAGGAUGUCAUGCCCCCUGGGUCAGAGCUUCUACAAAUGGUUGCAAAUAAACUCGACACCGAAAAGGUCCCUUGGGAAAAAAAUUGGCUUCAACUGGCCUGUUAUCUGCAAAUCCCAUCAGACGUGUACCGAGGAUUUGAAACAAGAGAGCAGCGGAAAAGUCCUACAAUGGAAGUAUUUCGCUGGCUGGUGGUACAUUUUCCUGAUAUAACGUUGAUUGAUAUUGUUAAGGCAUUGGAAAAAAUCCAGCGUAGCGAUGUCAUUCAAAUCAUAACGCAGCAUUUUCCAGACACAGUCAGUGAGUACUUAAUUGAAAACUUUUGCGUACUUUUUAGGGGCAUAUCCAGAUAUGCACGUUAAUGAGAUUCACACCCUUUUUGAUAGUGUCCCCUUGCCCAAAUCCUCCAUUAAACUCAAGCAAUCUUUUUAAACGAAAGGCCAUGUGAAAAGUACAAAUAGUUGUCUUUUAUAUCAAGCAGCCAAAGUCCGCGUUGUGUUUCUGCACACAAAUGUAACGGUGGUAAAUUUACUUCCCACUCGCAGCUUCCCUUCAGCAAACAAAGGCUUUAGUGUUGGGGGCUUCUCUAGUUUAUAAAUUAUGAGUGGAAUCUUCUAUUUUAAAAUGUCAUACAGCCAACUCUAAGACGGACACCUUUGGAACCGGUGCUGAGUGUUCGUCUUAGGGAGAUGCCCGUCUUAUAGAGGGUCAAAUAAAGGGGGUAAGAAAGGCAGGGACCUCCUCUUGGUGUCCGUUUUACAGAGGUGUCUGUUAAGAGAUAAUCGACUGUAUUUGAUACAUACCUGAAUGACUCGAGCAAAUUUUCCUGUUAACGUAAAGACAUAGGAUAUACCUGUUGUGGUUUAGUUUCAUCCCCCAAAAAAGAAAAAUUAAAUUUAAACCAAGGAUACAAUUGAACCAAAAGUGCCCUAUCAACUAUCAACUAUGUUUGAGAAACAGACUUGUUUUCAGAUACCCUGUGGGCUGAGGCCCUUAAAUCCUCCUAGAUAAGUAGACUUUCUGCUUUCUCAGUAGUUGGGUGUAAAUUCCGUGUUGUUUGACAAUAUUGGUUAGAAUGCAAACUUGGAAUUCAGUCAUCGGCUGUGGUGAGUUAAACGCAGUUAAGUGCUGAUUACUUGGGAGAGGGUAAAUUGACGAACGCCUUGAAAUUAAGUGAGUUGCUGACUAAAACACCCUUCCACGAUCUACAGAUUCUUUUCUAGAGCAAGCUAGUUAUCCUUUGAGCGAUAACGUGAUCUUUGACCAACCAAGUGCCACACUGAGUUCUAGAAGUUCUAGGAGUUCUAGAAGGGACCACGAAUUCACCUGCAGUACUUUUCUUAAGCGAGGUAAGAGGUUUUCAGCAAACGUCGUAUUCAAAGUUUAAAAAGAGGUUAUUCUAGAGCUACGAACGAAGUUUGCAUUGGUGUAUCGACGUAGUAAACCCUUGCGGAUGCUACGAGAGUACGUGAAAAGCAUGAAAAUCCUUUUAUGUCACUCUUUGCCCCUGCUUUAACCACAUUAUCUUUCUGGACUUCUGUUAGUCUUGAAUUCGAUCACCUUAAGACGUGCUCCUUUGGUUGAAACCACAAACAACUGCACAGGGAACAUUUGAGGCAUUGUGUUCCUAAAUGAUGUCAACUUAGGUUGAUGUUAUUGUUGCUGUUACAUUUUUCAGAGGACUGUAAACAGCCAGGUCAUUGUGGGAGUUUGCCAGAUCCUCCAUAUGAUCUUAAAGGCCAAGAAGUUAACUGUGAGGAGAUUAUAAAAAGUUUGUUGUCAAACAAGGCUGUUGAGGUUGUAGCACCUCCCGGAUAUGGGAAAACCUCGGUCGUGGUGGAAACUGCUCAUAGACUGAUUGAUCACCAUGGAAAAUACGUUGCUUACGUGAAUCCUCGAGGAGUGACCUGCGUAGAAGAUUUGGGUGUAACAAUUAUUGAAGCCCUGGGUGAAGUACCCGUUGAUAACACUAUCCGGGAAACCUUGCAUCGUAUAAGAUCCCUUAGGGCCAAAAACGUGGUAUUGAUUAUCGAAAACAUUGACGACUUGUUACAUUUGGAGAAAAACCUGGAAUGUGAAUCAGAUCCACAUGGUGUGGAAUACUGCCCUAAGAUGCGUGUAGAGAACACGAAAGAGGACUUUUUAAAUUUCAUAUCAGAGAUUGGAAAAACUAAAGAAAUUUGUCUUGUCCUUACAUCGAGAGAAAUCAAUGAUUUUAGCGUAUGCUUUCCCAUUGAUAUAAUCGAGUUACAUCCUUUAAGCGAAACGGAAUCGUCCGAACUGUUUAAGGAGCGUGACAUGAGUUUAGACGAGGACACCAUUAAGAAACUAGUUGAUAUCUGCGGUGGUAUUCCCCUGAUCAUUUGCACAGUAUUAUCGAUUCUUAGGAUAAGGAAUCCUCAUAAUUUAGCUCGCAGGCUCUCUGUCUUAGCACCUCGCGAACUCCUGCAAGAACUCAGCCCAGAUUAUUUGCAGCGUGGAAAUCGCAUUGAUUUAUGUCUUGAAGUUUGUUAUCGUCGUCUGAGCGAAGACAAUCAAGAGGUUUUGACGAAGCUCUCUAUCUUUCCGCACAGGUUCACUCAGGAACAGUUUUAUGCAGUGUUCAGUCAGUCAAAAACUGACCGUGAAAAAAUGGAGAUGUGUUUGAAUUCCCUCAAGCACACCAGUCUUUUGCGUUUUGAACGCGAAAGUUGUUACUUUUGCAUCCACCCGUUUAUACGGAAAUUUUGUUCAGUGCACAAUCAGUCGACACACAAGCAAGCGAAGUUGACUUUUAUUCGUCAUUAUAGUAAUGUCGUUAUUGCCUUGAGUAAGAAAUUCCUCAGUCGCGAGUCGAAGUGCGCCAUAGACGAAUACAAAAGUGAAAGAGAUAACAUCAAAGAGGCCACAGCUUGGUGCGAGGCUGAACACCAUGACCUGCCUUUAAAAGAAACAGAGUAUUGUAUCGAGGCUUUUAUCAAAGCAGCAGUGUUUCUCGCCAAAGUGAUGAGAAAGCAAGAAUUCGAGUCCCUUUUCUAUAAGCUUGCUCAUCAUUACCGCUAUGAUUCUAAACAGCAUAGUGCUUGCUUGACAGCUGUUGGAACGAAGAUAGUUCUAAGCUGUACUUGCACACCACACAUCUGCUGGAGAGCAGGGUGCCGAGCAAAAAUGGUUCUCUCUAGAGCCAAUGAAAUUCAAUUAGUAGAGACAGUAGAUGAUGUGACUCGUGCUCAGUGCUUAAGCAAGCUUGGAUUUAUUCAUGUCCGAGAGGGGUUGGAUAUCAAGGGCUUUGAAUAUCUAAACCAGGCUCUAACACUGCGUCGCAAGCGCUGGAAGCAAUCAGAGGAAGAUAUGGACAAAGUCAUGAUUGGUGCUUGUCAGAAUGAUAUAGCAGGUUUAGUACAAGCUCACUUUCUUAUUUAAAGAAGAGUUGGCCCAAUAAUGAUAAUAACAAUGGUCCGUCACUCAACAAAUUGGCCCUCUUCCAAUGUAUAGCUCAGUUGGUACAGCACUGCCAUAUGGUGGCCCGCUAACGCUAUAGCAAUUUUGCACUCUUUUGGUGAAAUUUAAAAAAAAGAAGACAAAAAUAAUCAAAAGAAUACAAAUUAAAAAGAAAAAGUAAAGGAAAAUAGAAUGGAAAGUGUCAAAAUUUCACCAAAAAAGUGCAAAAUUGCUAUGGCGUUAGCGGGCCACCAUACUGCUGCGCUAAGGCAGAGGCCAUGGGUUCGAAUCCCGCUGAACUAUCAAAAUUUUUUUCGAGUUGAUUUGCAAUUGCUUAAAUUAAAUUGCAAUUACGACUACGACGAUCACAUCUCAGUGGCGGAUCCAGACCUUCAGAUAAGGGGGGGGGGCCCCGGUCUCCAAAAAUUUUUUUUUCGGCCCUUCGGACCUCAGUUUGGUCUAGAUCCGCCACUGCAUCUUCAUUUAAGUCUUUUACUUGUGUUAGUUUACGUAACUAUUUAGUCACAUUCCCACCCCCCCGAACCACGUCCCAUGUGCCACCAUAUGAAACGGCGUCAUCAAUUUGAAAGACUUAGGAAACUUUAACACCCAACUUGUAUGGGUGACAAAGACCUUUCACGAUCAACUGACCACUAUGAGUCAAACAGGGCAGAGAAAAAAUGCAACAAAUCAUGUAACCCCCACUACAAAAUGUGGAUAAAAUUUGGUUCCACUACCCAACUGUAUCUCUUUGAAAAUUUAACCGUGCCCCUCGGCGUUUUUGCAAAAACCUUUACCACCGAAAUGAAGCCUAGAAAACGCCAAGCGAAAAAAGCAAGGAGGACCUGGCAGAAGGCUAAUUAUUUUCCCUUAUCUACUGAAAUACCCAAACUUUAUUGUAAUUUGGUUUCAGGAACAAAAGCUAUCCAAUCUCUCGACUUCUUGAUAAAACUUCUCGACUUUGACGUUGUUUUGGCCAGAUCAUAGGCGACCAAUAAACGGCUCAAAUACCAUAAAACGGCGCUUUUUCGGCAAAAUCUCAAGGGGUUCCUUUGCUCUCGUACCCAAGAAUCGGGAAGUCAAUUUGAAGGACGAUUGGGGUAUUAAUAACAGAUUUUGAUCGGAAUUUUCCGUUCAACGUUGUAGGGUUUUUUUUACGUUUCCCUCUGGCUUCUUUGACUAAAUCAGUGCUUGUUCGGGUUAACAGCCUAAAAAUUUAAUUAACUAUGUAAGUAAAUUAGCCUUGGAUUUAUUAUUUAUCUCUAUUACUCUAAAACCGAAAGACGUAAUCUUAAAGCAUAUAGUACGUUUAAUGGAAACUUCAAAUUCAGUGUAUGCCAGUAGUAAAUUUACUUUCCUUCCUUCGUAUAGCUUCCCUUAUGAUACAACGGAAGCAUUUCGCAGCUAUUGAAACCAGACGAAAUGUUGUUUUACCAUUAUAUGAGUCUAUCCUUGGCAAAGAACACCCCUUUGUGGCAACAACCUUGAGUUGGAUUGGCAAAAGUUACCACGAACUGGGCGAGUAUGACAACGCCAUUAAAUAUGCCACAUUGGCGCUGAAUAUCCGGCAAACUCUGUUAGGACGCCAUCAGGAGACAGCGAGAUCGCACUAUGACUUGGGUGUGGCUCUUUCUGCGAAAAAGGACAGCGAACGGUACGCAUGCUAG
Molecule: messenger RNA, 18699 nt
Organism: Porites lobata
Lineage: Eukaryota; Metazoa; Cnidaria; Anthozoa; Scleractinia; Poritidae
Source: the annotation of a GenBank genome assembly